AUGGGAAAUAUCUUGCAGAAAGAGGCCACCCCUCCAUCCGUGCCUGCUGGACCUGACGAAGAACAAGGCUCAUGUAUUACUGUUCGCUUACAAGAUCUGUUCGUCCUGUUCCUUUCCGAGAAGCCAAUUGUCAAUCAACACUAUGCCAAGGUUCGCAAGGAAUCCGAAGCAUGGAUCUCAAAGCAGUGUUCCUUCAAUGAGCAGAUGAGCCGAAUUAUAACCAAAACGAACUUUUCGUACUUCAUCUCUAUUUCAGUGCCAUAUGCCAACCCAGAAGAGCUGCGGACAUGUUGCGAUUGGGGGAACUGGGUCUUUCCUUUUGAUGACAAGUUUGACAACGGCAGUCUUCGGGAUAAUCCGGUUGAGAGCCAGAAAAUAAUUGACUGUCUUCUAUUUCGCAUGAAGGAAGGUAAUGAACUUAGCCAAGAAUUUGAGAAAGAUCCUCUCUUGCAGGUGCACAAUUCAGUUUGGGAACGAAUAUUUAGGUCCAUUUUGGCACUGACUAUCAAACCUUCGAUCCCUUUCAUAGGUGUACAGCGUCGAUUUGCCAAAGCUAUGGCUGAAUAUGCCCAUGGUACUAUCAGCCAAGUGAAAAAUACCGCUCUGAACGAGCAUCCGUCGCUAGAAGAGGUUCUCGCUUUGCGUAGAGAGUCCGCAGGUGUAUCCCCAUUAUUCUCAUUGGUCGAAUAUGCACACCGACUCGAUCUACCUGAUGAAGUUUUUGAAUGCCACAGCAUAAAGGAGAUAAACCGCAUUGGUGUUGACUUUGUUGUGCUGCAAAAUGACAUUCUAUCCUACUGCAAAGAAGAGGUAUCCAUCUAUAAUCCAGCCAUCAUCUUGUUUGGAGCUAAUGGUUCGAUUCAGAAAGAGGGAGUCGAGCACAAUAUGGUUGCAGUCUGCCGAAAUUCUGGGAUGCGGGCACAAGAAGCAUUUGACUGCAUCGGCGGCAUGCUAACUAUUCGUUACCGUGAUUGGUACCUAGCGUUGGCAGAUCUCCCCAGUUGGGGACGUGAUAUUGAUGCCGAAGUCCAGAAAUACAUUCGUGGGGUGCGAAAUGUAGUCCAGGCUAAUCUUCAUUGGAGCUUCAGCUCGGGCAGAUACUUUGGUGAUGCAGUGGAGGAAGUGAGGAGAACCAUGAUGGUGAAAGUCCAGGAACGAAGUGCAGAUAAGCCAGAAGCAGGCAAGUAG
Penicillium antarcticum is the source of this 1188-nucleotide messenger RNA. Its product is annotated as terpene synthase family protein. Lineage: Eukaryota; Fungi; Ascomycota; Eurotiomycetes; Eurotiales; Aspergillaceae. The transcript has 8 exons. The coding region runs from base 1 to 1188 and encodes 395 amino acids. The record is from RefSeq and is a predicted model, not a curated record.